AUGGUCGAGUAUAAUGUCGCAAAAGUUUCUGAUAUCGGAGACGGUCAACACAAAGAAUUUACUGUCGGUGGAAACAUUAGAAUUCUUUUAUCAAAAGUUAAUGGACAAAUACAUGCAACUUCUCAUAAAUGUACUCAUUAUGGGGCACCACUUGCUACAGGAGUACUUUCGAGCGAUGGUCGCAUAACUUGGCAAGAAAGCAAUCGUUUUGAGUUGGAUGCUCCUGGAUUGGAUAAUCUUCAAAAAUAUAAGGUUACCAUAAAAGGUGAUGACGUCUACGUUGAAGCUGACGAAGAUGCUUUUAAAAUUUCCAGAAGACCUCCAAAGUGUUCUUCUGGAGUAGUUCCAUUAAAUGAUCGCACUGUAGUAAUUAUUGGUGGUGGCGCUUCCGGAAACGCUGCAGCAGAGAAACUUCGUGAAGAUGGAUAUAAUGGAAAAAUUGUUAUUAUAAGCCGUGAACCUUAUCUACCCAUUGAUAGGCCAAAACUUAGUAAAGCUUUUGGCAUGAAACUUGAAAAAAUACAAAUCCGAAAUAAGGAUUUUUAUGAUAGCCUUUUUAUUACGUUUAAACUAGGAACGUCUGUAACUAAAGUAAAUACCUCUUCCAAAAUGGUCACCCUCGAUAAUGGCGAAAAUUUAAAGUAUGACACUUUAAUUAUUGCUACUGGAGCUUCGCCGCGGUCGAUUCCGAUUCCCGGAAUUGGACUCAAUAACGUGUUUUAUCUUCGUACAUUUGAAGAUUAUGAGAAAAUUGAGCAAGCCAUCGGGAAAGAAGAAAAUAAGAAACUCGCAAUUAUCGGAUCUUCCUUUAUUGGAAUGGAAGUGGCAGCUAUGUGUGCUAAAAAAGCCAACGUCUCUGUUAUUGGCAUGGAAAAGGUUCCUUUUGAAAGAGUACUUGGCCUUGAGGUUGGAAGUGCAAUUCAAAAGUUGCACGAAGCAAAUGGUGUCGGUUUUUAUUUGCAAUCUGGUGUGAAGGAAAUUGAACCCUUAGACACUGAUCCUAGGAAAGGAGGUGCAAUAAUAUUAGCAGAUGACAGAAAGAUUCCCGCUGACGUAAUAGUAAUUGGAGCAGGUGUAGCACCAGCAACGGAAUUUUUGAAAGACUCACCAGGUUUUACAUUAGAAAGAGAUGGUAGUCUUAAAGUCGAUGAGAAUUUCAAAGUUGAAGGGCUUGAUGAUGUUUUCGCAAUUGGCGAUAUCGCAAGGUUCACAUAUCAUAAGACUGGAGAGUCAAUCCGCAUUGAACAUUGGUCGUUUGCCGAAAAUACUGGUCGUGCAGUUGCUGAAAUAAUUGCUAAAAAAUCGGUCAUGUCAUUCAAAAAAAUCCCAUACUUUUGGAGUAAUCAACUUGGGAAGGGAAUACGUUAUGCUGGUUAUGCCAGUAGUUUCAAUGAUGUUAUUAUUCAAGGAAAUCUGGAAGAAUUUAAAUUUGCAGCAUAUUAUGCACGUGAUGAUAAAAUUCUGGCAGUUGCCACGAUAUCCAAAGAUCCUUUAGCUUCUCACAGUUCAGAACUGUUGAGGCUUGAUGCAUUUCCAUCAGCAUCUGAAAUUAAAAAUGGAAAG
Cetraspora pellucida is the source of this 1563-nucleotide messenger RNA. NCBI's taxonomy places the organism in Eukaryota, Fungi, Glomeromycota, Glomeromycetes, Diversisporales, Gigasporaceae. The record is from the annotation of a GenBank genome assembly.